Acanthosepion pharaonis is the source of this 675-nucleotide messenger RNA. The record is from the annotation of a GenBank genome assembly. Lineage: Eukaryota; Metazoa; Mollusca; Cephalopoda; Sepiida; Sepiidae.
AUGGGGAACCUUUUUGGUAGUAAGAAAAAGAAAGAGACAAGGAUUACAGAACAAGACAGAGCUGUUUUUCAAUUAAAAGUUCAGCGUGAUAAAUCAAAGCAAUAUGCAAAAAAGUUGGAUGUGGCACUGGAAAAGGAAAAAGAUAUGGUUCGUCAGUUGUUGCGAAAUGGAAGAAAAGAGAGAGCAAAGUUACUUCUUAGGAAGAAGAAAUAUCAGGAAGGUCUCAUUCAGAAAACAGAGAAUCAAUUGGAAACUAUAGAACGUAUGAUUCAUAAUAUUGAGUUUGCUCAAAUUGAAGCUAAUGUUGUGCAAAGAUUAUCAGAAGGAAAUGCAGCUCUUAAGAAAAUGCAUGAAUUAUUAUCAAUUGAAGAUGUUGAAAGGAUCAUGGAUGACACAGCUGCUGGCAUUGAAUACCAACGAGAAAUUGAUGAAUUGUUGUCAGGUGGUUUGACAGAGGAAAAUGAGGAAGAUGUUGUUGCCGAACUUGAGCAACUUCUUCAGGAAUCUGAAGAGCAGAAAGAAGUGGAACCAAAGAAAGAACCAGAACCUCCAAAAGUGGAGGAGGAGGAGGAGGAAGAAGAAAUCAAAUUGCCUGAUGUUCCAACAGGAGAGCUGGAAGAAAAACAACGAGAGAAGAAGAAAAGAGAAGCUGCACCAGCCAUGCUUGCAUCUUGA